AUACACUCUGCUCUACACCAGUGGUCUCUCUCUCUCUCUCUCUCUCUCUCUCUCUCUCUCUCUCUCAGCUAAACAGCUACAGAUCAGCAAUCUCUGUCCCCAUUACCUCUUCCAACGCCAGAAGUCUUCCUUCCCCGAACCGAUCUCUUUUUUUCUUUUCAAAAAAAGUUAAAGAAACAAGAAAAGGGUAAUACCCAAAAGCUAUUUCAGUAUUUCAAUGUUGAAAACCUCAAAAACUCUCCCUCCCUCUCAACUCCAUUGUUCAAAUGUGAGUGGGGAUAUGGGUUACCAUUGAGUUUACCAGACAAAGCUAGUUACCCAUUUACUCGCAUCCAGUUAGUAGUUAAGUUUUCUCUCCUCCUCCACCAGCUUUUCGUUGUGCUGUUCUUUUCUUGCUUUGGUUAAUUUGUGCGCUUUUACUUCUUGUCACCAAUUGAUUAGACCCAUAGAAAGUGGGAAAUGUGGGAUUCGCUUUUCUUGGUGUGAUGAGUAUGCAACCGGUCUCACUUUUCCAUGAAAUUAAGGGAAAGUGCAAUUAAGCAAAGAAAUUAGGGGUGCUAAAAUUGUGCCUUUUCAUAUUUCCUGCAACAUUUCAACUUCAAUCUGCAAAGAUGAGGAAGCAUGGGUGGCAGCUUCCCUACCAUCCUCUCCAGGUGGUAGCUGUUGCUGUGUUCAUGGCAUUGAGUGUUGCCUUCUAUGUGUUUUUUGCACCUUUUGUAGGGAAGAAAUUGUUUCAGUACAUUGUGAUGGGGAUUUAUACACCUCUUAUUAUGUCUGUGUUUGGGCUAUAUAUAUGCUGUGCUGCCACGGAUCCUGCUGAUCGAGGAGUUUUCAAGUCCAAAAAGUAUCUUAAGAUUCCUGAUCACAAAAAACAUUUCCAAACAAAGGAUUUUAAACUAGGGACGGAGUCAACUUCAUCAGUGCUUGAUGGGGAGAAGUCCUUUAACAAAAAAAGCAAAGCUCAAGCAGCUGCAAAUCAUCUUGAUCAAUCUGUAGAGAAAAGUGAGGAUUCUUCUCACCCAACAGUGUGCUCUUCUAUGCUUCUCCCUUUACUUCCAUGUGCUUCUAGAUGCUGUUCAAAUCGAUGUGAAGAGCCUUCUGACCUACAAACUAGUGAAGAUGGCAUGUUCUAUUGCAGCUUGUGUGAAGUUGAGGUGUUCAGAUACAGCAAGCAUUGCAGAGUAUGUGAUAAAUGUGUUGACCGGUUUGAUCAUCAUUGCAGGUGGCUAAACAAUUGUGUUGGGAAGAGGAACUAUAGAAAAUUCUUCACCCUCAUGGUAUCAGCUCUUUUAUUGCUUAUACUUCAGUGGUCAACUGGAAUCCUUGUUCUGAUCCUUUGCUUUGUUGAGAAGAAGAGAUUUUCAGUGGAUAUAACCUCUAAGCUAGGCAGCAGUUUCUCUGUGGUUCCUUAUGUAAUGGUUGUGGCGGUCUGCACCAUAUUGGCAAUGCUUGCAACGCUUCCACUCGCUCAGCUUUUCUUCUUUCACAUACUUCUCAUUAAAAAGGGAAUUAGUACAUAUGAUUAUAUUAUGGCACUGAGAGAGCAAGAACAGGGGAUUGGAGGUCAACAAAGUCCUCAGAUGUCAACUGUGAGUUCCCUAACAGGCUUAAGCAGUUCCAGCUCCUUCAAUACUUACCAUCAAGCAGCAUGGUGUACUCCCCCUCGCCUCUUUCUUGAAGAUCAGUAUGAUGUAGUCCCUCUAGACAAUGGGUCUGUUAGUUCACUUGGAAAGAAGAUUGCGAGUGAGGAGCCAGUUAAAAAAAAGAGGAAUCCAGCUGCUGUAAAGAUAAGUCCAUGGACCUUAGCACGGCUGAAUGGAGAGGAUGUGGCAAAGGCUGCAGCCGAAGCAAGAAAAAAGUCAAAAAUUCUUCAGCCCGUCGUGAGACAACAGCAAGCACUUUAUGAUCUUGAUGGUGAAGCUAACAUCAGUUAUGGGCUUCAAAAGCCUGAAAACAAGAAAAGGCGGCCCAGCAAGCGUGCGGGCUUGGCCCCGCUUCAUCUUGAAGCAAGAACCACAUUUCAUACAAACCGGGGGUCAAUAUCCAGCUCAGGAGGCAUCGUUGCUUCAUCCCUAGAGAGCAGUUUGGACAACUCCCCUGACAUUCGCCCUUUCCGGAGAUCGUCAUCUGGAGCAGAAGAGGGUAGAGAUUCUGUUGGGCUUUCAACAUCCAGAAUGAUGACCGCACACAAGGGAAUUCCCUUUUCAAGAUCAACUAGUGAUGGGUAUGAUGCAUCUGGUGGGGAAGACAGUGACCAAGUUCCUAGCAGGUUUGUGGAAAGGCCAAAAGAUUGGAGUAGUCUUCUCUUUGGGUCUGACCAAAAUGAGAGGAUCAGCACCCUGGUCAAACCUUCUUCAUCAACCCUAGAUAACAACAGAAUGCUCUGAUGAAACUUACUCUAUCAUUUUGCUCUUGGCGAGGAAGUUUGGAUUAUAUAAGAGAGAGAUUGUUUCAUUAAUUGGCUGAGAUUAUGACAUUGUAACUGUGGCCUACUGCAACCUCACCAUGGAUUAUGUUCAGAGUAUUGAAGAGGCGAGAAUGCUUGCAGCGUUCGCAGGAAUAUGGGCAUAUCCUCCCCUAUGUAAAAUCCAUUUUGUACAUCAAUUGUGUAAACAAUAUGUUAAGUUUUAUGUUUGUUUGACGGGGGCAGUGUGGGGGAGGAUAUGCCAUAUAUCUAUUUUGUUCAUUGGACUGGAGCAACUAUGUUAACUUGCCCAUUUAUAUUUUUUGUGGAUGUAAUAUUUGGAACAAGUAAAAUGUAUGAUGGGGACAAUGUUGCCCUCAGCUUCCACUUUUACCAUGUCUGGGUACACUGUACAAGCAAGGAUAAACUGUCAUGUCCAAACACCG
Molecule: messenger RNA, 2850 nt
Organism: Cuscuta europaea
Lineage: Eukaryota; Viridiplantae; Streptophyta; Magnoliopsida; Solanales; Convolvulaceae
Source: the annotation of a GenBank genome assembly